Messenger RNA from Diprion similis, 2233 nucleotides. Its product is annotated as alkaline phosphatase 4-like. Gene Ontology annotation, molecular function: alkaline phosphatase activity. The coding region runs from base 363 to 1997 and encodes 544 amino acids. Gene Ontology annotation, biological process: dephosphorylation. NCBI's taxonomy places the organism in Eukaryota, Metazoa, Arthropoda, Insecta, Hymenoptera, Diprionidae. The record is from RefSeq and is a predicted model, not a curated record. The transcript is spliced from 8 exons.
UAUAUAUAAAGUGAUAAACUCGGUUCACUCGCAUACCAAGUCACGACUUCGCCCGACACAAGUGUCAGAAUUUGCGGUAGAUCAUCAAGAUCACAUCCUACCUUUUUAGUCGAAUAUCAAACAGCGCGAUCGACCGAAUCGUCUGCUUUGGCUCGUAAUUAUUACCGUUAGAAAUUAUGAUCAUCACAUUUAGUUCUUAUUUUGCCAACCAGUUAAUGAAUAUUGCUUGACGAAAAGAGAAAGUGGAGAAUACGUGAAACUAAAAAUCGAAGUAACCGUUCCAGUUUCACAAUUUGACGCUAUUGAGAGUGACGGUUGUAUUCUGAAGAUUUUCGCACAAAGAAACAUAUCUAACGGCUACGAUGGUUUUAACCCUCCUGCUUUGCACCCUAUUAGGCUUAGGUUCGUCACACAUUCUGCCCGAUGUUCCCACAGAGUUUGAAGAUACUUCCUACUGGAUGAAGUCUGGACAAGAAAAUCUGCGGAAAGUCCUUUCAUUGCACGAUAAUGAGAAUCAAGCGAGGAACAUUAUCAUCUUCAUCGGGGAUGGAAUGGGAAUGACAUCUGUAACAGCCGGUAGAAUUUUUCAGGGCCAAAAGAAAGGUGGCUCAGGAGAAGAAUAUAAGCUGAACUUUGAGCAAUUCCCCAACACUGGUCUUUCUAAGACUUACAACGUGGACAAACAAGUACCGGACUCAGCUGCCACAGCAACUGCAAUGUUCUCUGGUGUAAAAUGUCGCUAUAAAAUGAUCGGACUGGACUCGAAAGCCGUUUUCGAACAUUGCGAUAAAAGUGUGAACAAACGAAGCAGGUUAUCAACAAUCGCGGAGUGGGCCCAAGUGGCUGGUAAAGAUACCGGGUUCGUAACCACCGCCCGAGUGACACAUGCCACACCGGCAGCGCUUUACGCGCACGUGAACAGCAGAGAUUGGGAGUGUGAAACGAAAAUUCCUGAUGAUCAAAAGGACUGUACCAAAGACAUAGCCAGGCAGCUGGUGGAAGACGCUCCUGGAAGUAAUUUCAAGGUUAUAAUGGGUGGUGGUGCCCAACCGAUGGGAAUUAUUAAGCGCCAAAUUGACGCAGACGUAUGCAUCAGGAAUGACAGUUUAAAUCUAACCGAUACAUGGCAGAAGAAAAAUCCCCAAGGCAAGUUUGUCGCGAAUACAGGGGAGUUGAUGAACCUUGAUAUUGGAAGUGCUUCUAAUAUUUUGGGAAUAUUUGCCCCCAACCAUAUGCCCUAUCACGCGGUUCGUGAAGUAAGUGACAAAGGAUCUCCAUCUUUGGCAAAUAUGACCUUGCAGGCCAUCAGACUCCUACGAAGAAACAAGAAUGGGUUUUUCCUAAUGGUUGAAAGUGGCCGUAUAGACAUGGCGCAUCAUGACAAUUAUGCUAAACACGCGCUCCACGAAGUCGGUGCCUUAGAAGAAGCUGUUCAAGUAGCGUUGGACCAAGUGAACGUGGAGGAAACUCUGAUCAUAGUAACGGCAGAUCAUUCCCAUGCCUUCACAAUUAACGGCUACCCGGCAAGAGGCAACGACAUCUUGGGUCUAGCCAACAAGCCGGGAGAGGUGGCCUAUGAAACUCUCGCCUACACAAACGGCCCAGGAUUCAUCUACCACCGCAUAAACGACACCGGCUUACAAGGGCCCAAUAACACGUGGAGAUCGGUUGCCGAUGAUCCGAACAGAGGUGAUACUUGGUACCGGAACUUCGCUGGAUUUUACAUAGAGGAUGAGACUCACGGUGGAGAAGACGUGCCUGUUUAUGCCACCGGGCCGUACUCCCAUCUUUUCCGUGGGACUUUUGAACAGAAUUACAUUGCUCACGCCGUUGCCUACGCAGGCUGCCUCCAAAACUGGCCUUCUCACUGCGAUAACUCCUAUCAUCACGGGCGGGCUUACAGCAAAGGGGCCACGCUAGCUUUUCCAUCUCUGUAUUUAGCCAUUGUAGCCGUUGUGUGCGUGGGCAUUGCGCUUGGUAACAAAGUCGCCCUGUAAUGACAUAACGUGGCGUAUAUCGUCGAACGUGUAUAUAAUUGAUAAUUUAUUUUACUGUAAUGAGUACGACUAUUUAUGGUUGCUAUUUUAAGUGUGUUACCUGUAGGAUGACGCGGUCGAAAUUCUUGCUUAUCCAUUACUCCGAAAACCUCGGAUCUUCUUCUUAACAUAUUGAUACCAAACGAAUGUCUAAAUAAAUAGUAAAUAAUUCGGUGUGAGAAUUGUUGAACGAUAAA